GGGACUAAAGUAAAGCUUUCGCUACAGGGAAACAUUGGGGAAGACGAAUGUGUCUGAACGACUUUAUUCUCUAUUAAUAGACAGGGAGGCAUUUUGUGCUUGUUCAUGCUACACUGUAUAUGUGCGACAGCUGUGUGUUAAAGUCCGUGAGUGUAGAGUAAAGGGGUGGGGGAUUUUCGGGGAGAAAGCGUCGUUUGGGUCAAGAUGUCGAUUCAGUACGGAGAAGCGCUGGCAGACGGCUACGGGGUGGCCGACUCCUUUCCCAAAGAUUUCGGUUAUGGAGAAGAGGAGGCUGACAUGGAGGACAGUCCAGCACCUUCCGACAGCAAGCCGAGAAUACUACUGAUGGGCUUGCGAAGGAGUGGGAAGUCCUCCAUUCAGAAGGUCGUGUUUCAUAAGAUGUCCCCCAAUGAGACCUUGUUUCUGGAGAGCACAAAUAAAAUCUACAAGGAUGAUCUCUCCAGCAGCUCUUUUGUCAACUUUCAGAUCUGGGACUUUCCUGGUCAAGUAGACUUUUUUGACCCGACCUUUGAUUAUGAGAUGAUCUUCAGAGGAACUGGCGCGUUGAUAUUUGUCAUUGAUGCACAGGAUGACUACGUGGAGGCUCUUGGCAGACUCCACUUAACAGUAUCUCGGGCUUAUCGCGUCAACCCUGAAAUCAACUUUGAAGUGUUCAUCCAUAAAGUUGACGGCCUAUCUGACGACCACAAAAUUGAAACACAGAGGGAUAUUCACCAGAGGGCUAAUGAUGACCUGGCUGAUGCCAGCUUGGAGAAACUGCAUCUUAGCUUCUAUUUGACAAGUAUCUAUGACCACUCUAUAUUUGAGGCAUUCAGUAAAGUGGUUCAGAAACUCAUCCCCCAGCUGCCCACCCUGGAGAACCUUCUCAACAUUUUCAUUUCUAAUUCAGGGAUUGAAAAGGCUUUCCUGUUUGAUGUGGUUAGUAAGAUCUACAUCGCUACAGACAGUUCACCAGUAGACAUGCAGUCCUAUGAGCUGUGCUGUGACAUGAUUGACGUGGUCAUUGAUGUAUCGUGCAUCUAUGGAUUAAAGGAAGAUGGCAGUGGCAGUGCAUAUGACAAGGAGUCAAUGGCGAUCAUUAAACUCAAUAACACCACUGUUCUCUACCUGAAAGAAGUCACCAAGUUUCUUGCCCUUGUCUGUAUUCUUAGAGAAGAGAGCUUCGAGCGCAAAGGCUUAAUAGACUACAAUUUUCACUGUUUCCGGAAAGCCAUUCAUGAAGUGUUUGAGGUCGGUCUGUCCACACCGAGGAUGGGGGCCCAGGCAGCCGGAACACCCUGCUUGAUGAAGACGGUGGCACUGAAUGGCACCCCCAGGAGCACCGUGUAGUGAAUGCAUAGAUGGGAGGAUGAAAAGACUAGAGAGGAAGAGGGAGUCAGUGGAGAAAGACAGACAAUAAAUGGGAGGCGCACUGCCAUGCCAACCAUUUUGCCUGCUCCCAAAUGCCUUAUACACCGAGCAAAGGACUCUAAAGCCUCUGAAAGACAACACAGAGCAAUAGGGUGGAUGGUUGCAGCAUAACGGGGUAAGCAAUAGGACAGAAGGGAAGACGCACAAAGGGAUGGCCCUUUUUGUGUUCUUAAAUGGCAUUAACAAACUGGUUUAAAAGGAUAAUACUAGACCGCAAUCAAAUGACUAGAAAUGCAAGCAGAGGGGAGCGCAGUGUGGCCCUCUCUGCGCAAAGCCUUCACACACUGACCGCUACCUGAGCAACAGAAGCUGAAUGAACCCUGUACUGUUCGACUCCUAGCCUCAUGAGCUGAUUCUACAAAGCAUCUGGUGUAAUCCAAUGGUGGAAAAUGUGAUGGUACUUGCUAUUGGGCACCGAUUGGAGAGCCCAGCUGGCUGUGUGUGUACACAGCAAUGCUUGUGAAGCCUUAUAUAGAGGAGACUUGCCUGAUGCAAGUACCUGCUUACAUUUAUCUAAUCCUAUUUCCUAAGCUGUUGCUUUUUUUUUUUUUUUUAAAGGUUUUCCAGGGAGUGUGAAAAGGGAUUAAAGUGCAUUGUGUAGCCUGUUUGUGUGUGAAGAAGGUGUGCGUUUCUCUGUGUGUGUGUAUGUAUGUGUGUUCCUUUCCUGCCUGUUGAGGCUCACAGAGCUGUUGUGACCUCACACACAGGGCUGCACAGUUGUAACAAAACAAUAAUUGUAUUUUUAAAAAUUAAUAAUUAAUUGAAAUAAACAGUUAUUGUCUUCAGAGAAACCCUGAUGCUUUGUCCGAGAUAAACGAUGGAACAUUCAAGGAGCACUCACUAAAUGUGCAGUGCUGUUCAUAAAUAUAAGGAUUUAGUAGUCAGUUGCGUUUUAAUCAAAGUGGAAGCAUUUGUCUUUUGCAUUGAAAUGACUGGAGUCCAAAGCAGUUAUUUUUGCUCUUAAGCAGUUUAGCUGUGCAGCCCUCAUCUCUCACUCAGAAUGUUACAAAACAGGGAAAUACUUGUACAGAUAAGCGGUAGGACACUGUGAUUGCACUCACUUUUGUUUAGUUGCUUGGUCUGAGAGACUCUGUGCAUCUGUGCACGCGGUGGUUUGAUUCAGAAUGAACUACAUUCCGGGUUGUGUGGUGCCAGUAUCUUCUAUCAUGGAUAUAUUCACUGUCGCUCUUUCCACAGAAUUACCAGUAUUUUGUUCAGCAUAAAAAUAAAUCCCAAGAGUCCACAUUGGAGCCACUAUUACAGUAUAUCACACUUGCUCCAAGCAUGUCUACUGAAUCCACGUAACCCCCCCCCCCCCUUUUUUUCUUUCUUUCUUUUUUUUUUUUUUGAGUUGUAAAGGGAUGCACACUAACCCAGUAUAAAUGAAAUCAAAGAAGGAACAACCAAAUCUGUAAUUCUAACUUUCCUAGGGUUAUUUCUCUAGACCUCUUGUGAUUUCUUGCUUUUCAGACUGCAUAUGAGAUUAUAUCUGGCUUAUGUUCUGCUAGAAAUGUUACCAUUCACGAGAAAUAAAACAUGCACUGAA
This is a messenger RNA of Neoarius graeffei (lesser salmon catfish), 2977 nucleotides long. It is a transcript of the gene rragca, whose product is annotated as Ras-related GTP binding Ca. Gene Ontology annotation, cellular component: lysosome; Gtr1-Gtr2 GTPase complex; nucleus. Gene Ontology annotation, biological process: positive regulation of TOR signaling; regulation of autophagy; cellular response to amino acid stimulus. The transcript is spliced from 7 exons. The coding region runs from base 205 to 1350 and encodes 381 amino acids. The record is from RefSeq and is a predicted model, not a curated record. Lineage: Eukaryota; Metazoa; Chordata; Actinopteri; Siluriformes; Ariidae. Gene Ontology annotation, molecular function: GTPase activity; GTP binding.